Molecule: messenger RNA, 2019 nt
Organism: Durio zibethinus
Lineage: Eukaryota; Viridiplantae; Streptophyta; Magnoliopsida; Malvales; Malvaceae
Product: Mitochondrial transcription termination factor family protein
Biological process (GO): regulation of DNA-templated transcription
Molecular function (GO): double-stranded DNA binding
Source: RefSeq, a predicted model, not a curated record
UUCUAAUGUAGUUUAUUUUGCUCCACCUUUUUCUCGGCCAUUCUUUUUGCAGUUUUUUUUUUUUUUUCUGGCGUAAUGUAUUUGUAAGUUUAGCAGAUGUGGCCCGAAUCAAUGAGCUACAAGAAUUCUUCUGAGUUUGAUUUUUAUUUUAUAAGAUUUUUAAUGUUGAUUCUGGAUUGAAAUACAUGGUGAAUGUAAAUUUAAGACAAUGUAAGGGCAAAAAGCAGUUUUCUUUCUUUUUUUAUCUUUUUCUUCUGCUGGGUUUUGGUUUGUUUAAUCGAUAAUGGGUACACUGCAAUCUUAGUUGGCUCAACCAUCUUAGUAGGAUUUGAGUUUGGCAUGGUGCCGACGUGGUUUAUCUGUGCUUAGCACCCAACAAUGCCAUUUUACUCUUUUACUUCCUUCAGUUACCAUUGGCCUACCUGUUUAUAGUCGACUCUUGAUCUUGAACAUGGAAGUUUGUUCACAGUGACAGAUGAAAUCAUGAUGUGAGGACAUCAGAUAAAACUCACAAGCGUUCUAGAUUAAAGAAUUUUUUUUCAAUAAAAAGCUGAUAAUAUUUGUGUAUUAGGUUUAUCUGCCUUUUUGAAGCCUGUUUUGAUUUUAUUUUUAAAGCAAUUAUGAUGAUAGAGUACCUUUGAAAGUGGCGAGUACGAAGUAAUAGGAUGGCCCGAAUCAAGAAAUUGUUAUCUAAAUCUAAAAGAAAUCUGUCGCCAGCCAAUCAAUUUCAACCCAAUCGCCACGUGUUAUGUCACAUGACAUACAAAUAAGACCAAUAAGAUCAGUUUUCGGACAAGAAAGCCUAUCUUCCUGUUUUUCGACCAUGUCUGCGGCAGCUGCAAGUGCAUUACAAUCUUCUAUGUGCGUCUCUUCUCAGAAGCCAUCAUUUGCCCCUAUAGAUUCCCAAGAAGCAAACACCCUCUUAGCAGCAAAACCUAAAAGCCUCCUUCAUAAACACCCUCUCUAUUCAUCAGCUCAUCAUAAUCUGUCCUUCCAAAUCAAAGAGAAAAUCUUAUGCCUUGAAAUCAUGGGCAUCGACUCAGGUAAAGCACUCUCUCUUAACCCUUCUCUGCACAGCACUUCCCUUGAUUCCCUCCGUUCCAUAAUUUCCUUCCUCCAAUCUAAAGGCAUUCACCAAAAGGACUUCGCAAGAAUCUUUGGCAUGUGCCCCAAAAUCUUAACCUCUAACAUCAGAACUGACCUUAACCCAGUUUUCAGUUUCCUCUCCCAAGACCUUAAGGUCCCAGAAAACAACUAUAGGAAGGUCAUCAAUAAGUGUCCAAGGUUGCUUACGUCAAGUGUCAGAGACCAGCUGAAACCUGCUUUGUUCUAUCUUCAAAGGCUUGGAUUUAAAGAUUUAGAAGCUUUGGCUUAUCAAGAUCCUGUAUUGUUGGUUUCUAGUGUGGAACUCACCUUGAUAUCUAAACUGAAGUUCUUGGAAAGUAUAGGGUUUUCAACUAAUGAGGCAAAAAGUAUGGUAUUGAGGUGUCCGGGGUUGUUCACUUUCAGCAUAGAAAACAACUACAAGCCAAAAUUUGAGUACCUUAAUGACGAGAUGAAUGGGACGUUGGAGGAGUUGAAGGAGUUUCCUCAGUUCUUUGCUUUUAGUUUGGAGAAGAGGAUAAAACCAAGGCACAUUGAAGUCAUGCGAAGUGGCGUUAAAUUGCCUUUGGCUGACAUGCUAAAGAGCACUGAUGAAGAGUUUAAAGAGUUGCUGAGACAAGGAGGCAAUAGCUGAUGAUAUGUGAUUUUCUUCUUUCUUAAACCUUGUUUCAUAUGUAAAUUUGCCAAUUUCAUCCAGUGCAUUGUAAAUGAAAGACCCAAAGCACUAAGAUAUUGCAAUGGAAUGAUUUACUAUGCUUUCUUUUUUCUUUCCUUUUCUGUUUUUUCCUCAAUCCACAUGUGGAAAUUUUUCUUAUGAUAAUGCAGUUGAACAGCAUCUGGGUUGUGAUAUCUAAUGGGCAAAAAUUUAAGAGCUCAAGUCUUAACGAUUGAGUGGAAUCGGAAUAAGAAAUUAAU